Macroventuria anomochaeta is the source of this 714-nucleotide messenger RNA. RefSeq lists its product as uncharacterized. Bases 130 to 603 code for a protein of 157 amino acids. Lineage: Eukaryota; Fungi; Ascomycota; Dothideomycetes; Pleosporales; Didymellaceae. The transcript has a single exon. The record is from RefSeq and is a predicted model, not a curated record.
GUGGAGUGAUCUAUAGACCUAUGCAACAAAGUGUCUCUAUGUGAUUUAAUUAUAUAGAGUGGCGGUGCGGCCGCUGCGGGUCUUGUGAGUGCAAGGUGCUGGGGUUGGCAUUGCAAGCUUCGGGUGACUAUGAGCACCUACCGUGCACGGUCACCCAACGCCCGGAUUCAACCAACGCCCGGUGCACCACACAUAGACGUUAUUUCAACGCGUAAUAACUCAACAACCAUGCCAGGAAUUAAAGAUGCACUUGAGCAGAUUCGUAAAUUGAAGCCAGAUGAAAAACUUGUCUAUACUACAAUUGCAAAAAAUCAUGGUGUUUCUUGCACAACGUUGUUGCGCGCGCAUAGGCGUGUGCAGGUCCCCCAACACGUCGCCAACCACAACCAACGCAAACUCAGCGACCAACAAGAAGCAGACCUUGUGAGGUAUAUAGAGGAGCUCACAGCACGUCGCUUACCACCUACAAGAGACAUGGUGCAAAAUUUUGCGUCUGCAGUUGUGUCAGAUCGCUGCUCCAAUAGCUGGGUUACACGCUUCCUCAACCGUCACAGCGACCAGCUCACGGCUCAAUGGACAACGGGUAUGGACUCUAAUCUGUGAGAGGGGGCCAGCUGGGGAUACCAACUGCUCUCUGAGAUGGAAGGAUUGGUGGAAGGAUGGUUCAGGCUUGUUGGAGAUAAGGGUGUAGAGGAGACCAAGUGUGGGGAUACC